AUGGAUUUGACCGGCAUUCCGACGCCCAAAAUGGACUGGGAUAGCACCAAUCUCCCAGAAGCGUGGAAGAAAUUUCAACAACAUGUGCAACUUAUUUUCGACGGGCCUUUAAAGGACAAGGACGAGGAAAUAAAAUGCAAGUAUCUCUUAUUAUGGGUUGGUGACAAGGGCAGAGAUGUAUUUAACACUUGGCCGGAACUUUCAGCCGAGCACGCAAAAACUUUGAAUGUGUACUUUAACAAAUUCAAGUCGUAUGUCCAGCCCAAAUUGAACCCUGUUUUUGCGAGGUACAAAUUCAAUAACAUUCUUCAAAACAGUGACACUACUGAACAAUUUGUUACACGUCUGAAACUACAUGUACAAGACUGUAAUUACGGAGACCCUGAUGAGAUGGUGCGUGACCGCAUUGUGUUUGGUACGUCAUCUACGAAGGUGAGAGAGAGACUCAUAAAUGAGGGAGAAAAACUGACACUUGUUAAAGCUAUUGAAAUUAGCCAGAGUUACGAAUACUCCCAAGAGCAAUUACGCUUGAUGUCGCCGCAUAAUGCCGAAGUGCAUGCAGUGUCCAAACCGUCUCGCACAGGAAGCAGAUCGAAUUCGGAACCAAGUGAUGCGAAAUACAAGAACCGUAACUCCAAUCAUCGACGUUCAUCCAAACAGCAGAACCAACAGAAGAAUUCAGGAUCUUCUACAUGUGGCAACUGUGGAUACACUCACAAAAAAGCUGACGUCUGUCCAGCAAAGGGGAAACGCUGUGAUAACUGUAACAAGUGGAAUCACUUCUCCAAAGUGUGUCGCUCUGUGCACAAAUCAAAGUCUGUUCAUGAAGUUACAGCAUGCCCCGAGUCUGACACUGAAUCUGAUUUCUACAUUGAUAGUAUAGAGUCAAAUUAUGAUCAUAUAAAAAAUCAACAGGCUUUUGCCAAGGUAAAUAUCGGUCCAAAAUCCUUCCCUGUAGAUUUCAAACUUGAUACUGGUUCUCAAGCAAAUAUAUUGCCUGAAAAGGUCUACAAUAAGCUAGAAUCACUUGACAUCCUUCGUAGUCCCCAGCGUAAACUGUCAGCUUAUGAUGGUGGUCAACUACGCACAUUAGGUGUUUGUCGUCUGUCGUGCACAGUAGGUCAAAGGUCACAGAACCUCGAGUUCUAUGUUGUCGAUACAGAAGGACCCCCUAUUUUAGGUCUUCAGUCAUGUCUUAGUUUUGAAUUGAUCAAAUUAGUCUACUCUGUUGAAACAGUAGUCCCAGACAGUGAUGUCAAGGUCCACUGUCCAGAUAAAAGCGUUCACAAACAUGAACCUGAUGGUCACUCUCAAUUUAGCUCAUUAGACAAUGAAGUAAUUUUGAAACGUUACUCAGAUGUUUUUUCAGGAAUUGGACUGUUUCCAGGGGAAAUCAAGAUCUACAUUGAUCAGAACGCCGUACCGGUAGUCCACCCCCCACGACGUGUACCAUUCGCGAUCCGCGACAAAUUGAAAUCCGAGCUCGAACGCAUGGAGCAGGCAUCUAUAAUUGCAAAGGUCACCGAACCAACGAAAUGGGUAAACUCACUUGUGGUAGUCGAGAAGCGCUCCGGUAAGUUACGCAUCUGUCUUGAUCCGCAAGACUUGAACAAGGCUAUUUUGCGUCCACAUUACCCAAUGCAUACCCUAGACGAUAUCCUGCCGCAGCUCUCUGGAGCCAAAUUUUUCACUAAGCUAGAUGCACGGUCUGGCUACUGGGCUCUCAAGUUGGACGAGGAGUCAUCCUUCCUCACAACGUUCAACACCCCUUUCGGUCGUUACCGGUUUCACCGUCUCCCAUUUGGACUUAAAUCAUCGCAAGAUGAGUUCCAAAGGAAAAUCGAUGAGUGCUUUGAAGGUCUGAGCGGUGUCGUAGCCAUAGUCGAUGACAUCUUGGUAUUUGGUAGUUCUAGGGCAGAACACGAUCAGAACCUUAGAUCCGUUCUCGCAAGAGCACGCGACAAGGGCAUCCGAUUUAACGAGGAUAAACUAGAGGUCGGGGUCACAGAACUGUCCUAUUUUGGACACGUCAUAUCGUCGCAAGGUCUUAAGCCUGAUCCGUUAAAGGUCAAUGCCGUCAGUAACAUGAAACCCCCGCAAAACAAGGCUGAACUUGAAACAAUACUCGGGAUGGUCAAUUAUCUCGCAAAGUUUGCGCCGAACCUCUCGGAAAUCACCAGUCCGAUGCGAAAACUGUUGAACAAAGAUGUGCAGUUCUCUUGGGACCACCCCCAGGAAAGAGCAUUCAAUGAGGUCAAAAAGGUCAUCACUCAAUGCCCAGGACGAGUACUCGCAUACUAUGACCCUGGCAAGGAAGUCACUUUGCAAGUUGACGCUUCUAAAUUUGGUUUAGGGGCUACAUUAAUGCAAGAUAAGAGACCGAUAGCAUUCGCGUCGAAGUCACUCACUUCCACAGAAGUGAACUACGCUCAAAUUGAGAAGGAAAUGUUGGCCAUCUUAUUUGGUUGUAAACAUUUUCACCAAUACGUUUACGGACACUCCGUACGAGUCGAAACCGAUCACAAACCACUUGUAAGCAUAGUAAAGAAGCCGAUCAGCGCGGCUCCUCCUAGGCUUCAGCGCAUGCUAUUGCAACUUCAAAGAUAUGAUAUAGACUUGUACCAUUUGCCCGGAAAGAGCAUACCCGUGGCUGACACUUUGUCCCGUAAGUUUCUUCCGGAUACUUAUCCACAUAUUUCGGAAGGAUUAGACCUUCAGGUACAUUCAGUCUUAUCUUCACUACCGAUUAGUGAACGAAAAUUAGAGGCGAUAAGAUCCGCUACAUGUCGUGACGAGCAACUUUCUACAUUAGCUGAGAUAAUUCUGAAUGGUUGGCCUGAAUCGCGAAAGGAAUGUUCUCCUUGUGUUGUCGAGUAUUGGAACCAUCGCGACGAGUUGUCGUUCGUUUCGGGAUUGAUUCUGAAAGGGAACAAAAUCGUUAUGCCGAAAUCACUCAGAACUGAAAUGCUCGAAAAAAUCCAUGCAGGCCACAUGGGCAUCGAUAAAUGUCUAAGCCGCGCAAGGGAUAUUAUGUUCUGGCCGAAAAUGUCAAGUGACAUACAGAACCUUGUUUCUAGCUGCAAGAUAUGCUUAGAGUCUCGAAGGUCAAACCAAAAAGAACCUUUAAUCAGUCAUGAAAUACCUGAUUAUCCCUGGCAAAUAGUGGCAACCGAUUUGUUCGCGUUUGAAGGUCAGGACUACCUCGUGGUAGUUGAUUAUUUGAGUAGAUAUUUUGAGUACACGAAACUUCGAAGCACGAGCAGCAGCAUGAUUAUCAAUGAGCUAAAAUCCAUAUUUGCACGAUUCGGUAUCCCGGAAAAGGUCGUAUCGGACAAUGGUCCUCAAUACUCAUCGUACGAAUUUGAAGACUUCAGUAAGAAGUGGAACUUUGAUCACAUAACAUCAAGUCCUAGGUACCCACAGUCUAACGGUCUCGCCGAGCGAACUGUGCAAACGGUCAAGCGACUCCUUAAGAAAACGCGAAAGAGUGGUACCGACCCUCUAUUAGCAGUUUUAGAAUAUCGCACAACCCCGUUGUCAGAUACUGGUUGUUCCCCUUCCCAAGUCUUAAUGAGUAAAAAACUCAGAUCUGUUAUUCCUUGUUUACCUGUUCAACUGGUCCCAGAAACCCCAAAUUUGCCAAAGAUCAAGAGUCUAAUGAGGUCAUCUCGUCUAGAACAGAAAAAUCACUAUGAUGUAAAAGCAAAACCUUUGAAACCACUGGUUCUUAAUGAAACGGUGAGAAUCCAAGGCGAGAAUAAAUCUUGGAAACCAGCAGUUGUUGUUGACAAACACAACACUAGGUCAUACACUGUCCGCACUGCUGAUGGCGCGCAAUACACGAGAAAUCGUCGUCAUUUGCUUAAGACAAAUGAACCAGACUUGAGCCAGGUAUCUAUGUUUGAGUCCUUUCCCAAUGUUUUGGACAAUCAAAAUUCUAGUCCCAUGGUCACAAACAAUCACGAUCAUGAAAAUUUAGAGGUUGAAAAGUCUGACAUUAACAGUCCCCUUAAAUCAAAAAAUGACUCUAGUCAAGGUUGCUACAUCACACGCUCUGGACGUGCUGUCAAACCAAAGACAAUUGUUUCUAUGUAA
Molecule: messenger RNA, 4095 nt
Organism: Ostrea edulis (European flat oyster)
Lineage: Eukaryota; Metazoa; Mollusca; Bivalvia; Ostreida; Ostreidae
Exons: 1
Coding region: 1-4095 (1364 amino acids)
Biological process (GO): DNA integration
Molecular function (GO): nucleic acid binding
Source: RefSeq, a predicted model, not a curated record